Thecamonas trahens ATCC 50062 is the source of this 975-nucleotide messenger RNA. RefSeq names its product 3'-5' exonuclease. The record is from RefSeq and is a predicted model, not a curated record. Gene Ontology annotation, biological process: nucleobase-containing compound metabolic process. Gene Ontology annotation, molecular function: nucleic acid binding; 3'-5' exonuclease activity. The transcript has 2 exons. Lineage: Eukaryota; Apusomonadida; Apusomonadidae. The coding region runs from base 1 to 975 and encodes 324 amino acids.
AUGGCGCGCCGCAAGCGCAAACGCUCAGACAAGUCACAACUCGAGGCUCCAUCUGGCGCCAACAAGCUGCCCCAUGCCGGUGGCCCGGGACCAAGCGUAUCAAAGUCCGAGAAGGGCAAGUCGGAUGUCGAGAACUCGACAGAUGGUAGCCAUGGCGAUGGCAACGAGGGCAAUCGGAUGGUCGGCAGUGAUCGGCUUGCUGCGGCUGACAGAGAUGGCCGUGGUGUGGAGCACUUGGUGUGCUCAAUGUGCGAGGUGAAGGCGUGCGCGGAUGAUAUCGCUGAGCACUCGCGUUGGGUCCACUCUGGCGAGAAGCGGAUCACCAAGGCCGAGAUCAACCAGCUGCCGCUGUUCAGCAUGCGCGAGGCACGAGGCUCCAUCGUGGUCAUCGAGACCGUGGCCCAGAUGCGUGCAGCGUGUGCAAGCAUGGCCAAGGCUGUUGCGAGCGGUUCGCUUACCGCUGUUGGCUUUGAUACCGAGUGGCGGCCCAACUUUCGCAAGGGCGCCAAGCCGAACCCAGUGGCACUCGUCCAGAUCACCCGCGACGACUACGCUCUCACGUAUCUGUUCCCUGUUGGCCGGUUGCGGACGCUCGGGCCGCUCAUCCCGCUCUUUGAGGAACCGCGCCUCACCAAGUACGCCGUCGGUGUCGCCUCGGAUCUGCACAAGCUCCGCCAGCAGGCCCAGUUUACUCCAGCCGGCUUUGUCGACAUCUCGACCAUGGCCAGUGACGUCGGUUUUACCUCGGUUUCGCUCCGCGGCCUCGUUGCCCUCAUCUUUGGCCUUCGCAUUGGCAAGGGCGCGCAGAUGUCCAACUGGGCGGCAUGGCCGCUCAAGGCCAAGCAGAUCUCCUACGCCGCCGCCGACUCGUUCUGCUCGCUCCAUCUGGGCCGUUUCUUUGACCGCUCCUGCCUCUAUCGCAGCUCCCUCUACGAAGCCAGCCACUUUGAUCUCCCCGAAUCGUCCUUUCCCUAA